Messenger RNA from Diaporthe citri, 1086 nucleotides. RefSeq lists its product as uncharacterized. The record is from RefSeq and is a predicted model, not a curated record. NCBI's taxonomy places the organism in Eukaryota, Fungi, Ascomycota, Sordariomycetes, Diaporthales, Diaporthaceae. The coding region runs from base 1 to 1086 and encodes 361 amino acids. Gene Ontology annotation, molecular function: phosphate transmembrane transporter activity. Gene Ontology annotation, biological process: mitochondrial phosphate ion transmembrane transport. Gene Ontology annotation, cellular component: mitochondrial inner membrane. The transcript has 4 exons.
AUGGCCUCUGCAGCACCAUCCACCGGCUCGACCAAGGUCGAUGCCGUCGUCCAGAAGGCUACCGCCAGCGCCCCUGGCCAGCUCAGCGGUGUCCAGCUCUACUCCAGAUUCGCCCUCGCCGGUGCCGUCUGCUGCUCGAUAACACACGGUGCCCUCACCCCCGUCGAUGUCUUCGCGACCGAUGCGUCUGCCGCUCCCGCUGUCGCCGGUCGUUCAGGCAUUCAACCCCGGAACCCCGCCAGCUCUUCGAACUUCCACGCUAACGAGCACCAUGAAUACAGCGUCAAGACCCGUAUCCAGCUCGACCCUGCCACCUACAACCGAGGCAUGAUCGGUGGCUUCAAGCAGGUCAUCCAGAAUGAGGGUGCUGGCGCUCUGUUGACCGGCUUCGGUCCCACCGCUGCCGGUUACUUCCUGCAGGGUGCCUUCAAGUUCGGAGGUUACGAGUUCUUUAAGCAGCAGUCCAUCAACCUGCUCGGCUACGAGAACGCCUCCAACUACCGUACCGGUGUCUACCUGGCUUCUUCCGCCGCCGGCGAGUUCUUCGCCGACAUUGCCCUCUGCCCUCUCGAGGCCACCCGUAUCCGUCUCGUUUCCGAGCCCACAUACGCCAGCGGUCUGCUGAGCGGCUUCACCAAGAUGGCCCAGCAGGAGGGUAUCGGCGCUUUCUACGCCGGCUUCGGUCCCAUCCUGUUCAAGCAGAUCCCCUACACCAUGGCCAAGUUCGUGGUCUUCGAGAAGGUCUCCGAGGCUGCCUUCAGGGCCUUCCCCAAGAAGGACCUGUCCGACGGCGCCCAGACCGGUGUCAACCUGGGCUCCGGUCUGAUCGCCGGUUUCGCCGCCGCCAUCGUCUCCCAGCCCGCCGACACCAUGCUUUCCAAGAUCAACAAGACCAAGGGCCUGCCCGGUGAGGGAACCACCAGCCGUCUGAUCAAGAUCGGCAAGGAGCUUGGUCUCCGUGGAUCCUACACUGGUAUCGGUGCCCGUCUCUUCAUGGUCGGCACUCUGACUGCCUUCCAGUUCGCCAUCUACGGUGACUUGAAGAAGGCGCUUGGCGCAACCGGUGGCGUUGAAAUUGCCAAAUAA